Oncorhynchus gorbuscha (pink salmon) is the source of this 2413-nucleotide messenger RNA. Its product is annotated as extracellular tyrosine-protein kinase PKDCC-like. The transcript is spliced from 7 exons. Gene Ontology annotation, molecular function: ATP binding; non-membrane spanning protein tyrosine kinase activity. The record is from RefSeq and is a predicted model, not a curated record. Lineage: Eukaryota; Metazoa; Chordata; Actinopteri; Salmoniformes; Salmonidae. Gene Ontology annotation, biological process: protein phosphorylation. The coding region runs from base 284 to 1921 and encodes 545 amino acids.
ACCCCUGCCUGAUGCGCGCAUAGGCUACAUAAGUGGUGGGCUUUGCAGUCUGUGAAGGCAAGUGUAUCACCAUGAUCAACCCUAUAUGGGGAGGAUCUUCAACCUGCUUGGCUGCAUAAAUCAUAAUCAAGAUGAAGACGUGAUCAUAGCGCAUUCGGCAUCGUUCGAGGCAUCAGUAUACCAUUAAGUUCUGACGCGCACGAUAGAACGGUGGACUCCGGGCAAGGCUACAGAGGUGGUAGACUGCUAGGCGGGGGCUGGAGGCGAAAACAGACCUAUUUUAAUGGUAUUAAUACAACUGAUCACAAUGAAGCGCAGAAGGAUAGUGGUUGCGGCAGGCUUCUGUCUUGCCUUCUUCCUUGGUACACUGAUGAAUUUGCUGUAUAUACCAGGGUUUGAGCACCAUCAGAACCACGACCAUAGAGUACAUCGGUACUACCACGAAAAACAGCAGCAGGUUACAGGCGAUUCGCAGCUUCAAGUCGGCGAGUCAGUCACUGAAGCUGUGGCCGAGUCCAAUAGUAAACCUGCCGUAGGAAGCAGGCAUCAUCAGGACCUUCUGCUGCAGAUACGAGAAAGAUUCGAUGAGGUUGUGCGGUACCGUCAGCGCCAAGCACAUGGGUCUGGCACCGGAGACCCAGUCCGCCAGCUGGAGAGACGAAGGCUCAUGGAUUCAGAGCCAGGGGACAAUUGGGACCCUAUCAAAGUAAUUGAGCGAACCGAAAACCGACAGACGCAUUUUCAAAAUCGACUUUCACCUUCCAUAUACGUGCCCACAGCAUCACGGAAAGAUUUCACUAUGACUUUGAGCAGCGUUAACGGUACUCGGAUGCUUGGCUGCAGCAGCAUAGACAACGUGACCAAUGUUCAGUACCUCGGCUCAGGCUACACAAAGGCUGUCUACAAGGCGUCUCUCAACAACAGCUUGUCGGUGGCUCUGAAAUCAGUGGAUUUCGGGGGACACGAUAUGGAAAAUUGCGUAAAGAAAUAUGGUUCACCUGGAGACUGCUACAGACUGGCGUCCUUCAAAAUAGUGAAAGAAAUGACGCUGAUGGAAAGGCUACAGCACCCCAACAUUCUGAAGUUGUACGGCUACUGCUACCAAGACAGCAAUGACAUCCAGGACACGGUGACAGCCAUCACAGAGCUGGGAAGUCCUCUGGAGAUGAUCCAACUACUGCAGACCUCCUGGGAGGAACGCUUCAGGAUCUGUCUGAGUCUAGUGCGUCUGCUCCACUACCUGGCCCACUCCCCUCUGGGCUCUGUCACCCUGCUGGACUUCAGGCCUCGCCAAUUUGUCCUGGUGGCGGGGGAGCUCAAAGUCACAGACCUGGAUGACGCCAGCACAGAGGAGGCUCCCUGCUCCCCCUCCGACUGCGUCAUGGAGUUUCCUGCCCGCAACUUCACCCUCCCCUGCAGCAGAGGGCGCUGCUUGGGCAUCAACGAGAAGCGCAACCUCUACAACGCCUACAGGUUCUUCUUUACAUACUUGCUGCCUCACAGUGCCCCACCCACUCUAAGACCCCUACUGGACAAGAUAGUCAACGCCACAGGAGAGCUGAUAUGGGGGAUAGAUGAGACGCUGCUUCAGUUGGAGAAAGUAUUGCACCUGUACAGAAAUGGAUUUUACCUGCAGAACAGCACACAGACACACAUAACAGACUAUAAGCAUGUGGUGGAUGCCUCUAUUCCUGAGGAGAACUACCGCUGCUGGCCAUCCUAUCAGCACGAUGGAUGUCUGCUAUCAGUCUUCAGCAUCACAGAGGCUAUUGGUGUGUGUGAGCGCCAUGCCCAGUGCCAAGCAUUUGUAGUGACCAAUCAGACCACCUGGACAGGUCACCAACUUGUAUUCUUCAAGACGGGCACUGCCAGUCUGAGCUCUGCCAAGGGACGGGUCACCUACGUCAGAGUGGGCAGCUGAAUCAAUGGAGGGGGACGAGACUUAACUGCCAAAACUCGCUCUGAUUGGCUAACCUGCUCCUGGGGCAUGCCCUCACGGCUUAGUGAGUCACCCCAUUGGAUGGGUCGGACAGAGGGAGUUGAAGAUGGAUCCUAGACAACACCCUCCAUGGGGCAUAGAGAAGCCCAAACCAGCUAACACUGAAGUGCAAUAAUAUAACUUGGAGAACAAUUAUACAAUAUUGCUCUUCAUAUGAUUCUCCGAAGGAAAUGUUGGGUUGUGCAAGGCUAUAGCUCAGGGUAUAGUGCGGUUACCCUCCUAGCUAAGAAGGGUGACAGUGAACGCCUGAGAUUUCCCUCCUGUGCCCCCUAAACUACACUACAUUGUCAAAAGUAUGUGGACAACUGCUCAUCAAAAUCAUUGGUAUUAAUAUGGAGUUGGUCCCCCCUUUGCUGCUAUAACAGCCUCCACUCUUCUGGGAAGGCUUUCCACUAGAUGUCGGAAAAUUGCUGU